Messenger RNA from Trichoplusia ni (cabbage looper), 2168 nucleotides. RefSeq names its product PR domain zinc finger protein 5-like. The record is from RefSeq and is a predicted model, not a curated record. The transcript has 5 exons. Gene Ontology annotation, biological process: regulation of transcription by RNA polymerase II. Gene Ontology annotation, molecular function: DNA-binding transcription factor activity, RNA polymerase II-specific; zinc ion binding; RNA polymerase II transcription regulatory region sequence-specific DNA binding. NCBI's taxonomy places the organism in Eukaryota, Metazoa, Arthropoda, Insecta, Lepidoptera, Noctuidae. The coding region runs from base 139 to 1887 and encodes 582 amino acids. Gene Ontology annotation, cellular component: nucleus.
UAUUGACAAGACAGUUUGGCGUGUAGAAGCUUUCUUGCUUUCUUGUACAAAAUAAAUCGAAAUAAAAACUAUAAUAAUUCUGAAUGUAAAUAAUGCGAAACUAGAUUAGAAAAUACUUUUGAGGGAGUUUAAAACAAAAUGGCUACGGUUAAAAACAACGGCCCUAUAAUAGAUCCAGCGUUAUGUAGAUGUUGUAGAGCUAUAAAAAAAUGUAGAGUUCUGACCGCGGAGUAUACUUGGAUGGAACAGAAGGAAGUGUACGCCGAUAUGAUCAUGGACUGCUUUGGUGUCUUGUUAUCCCACGUGGACGACAACGAUCGCGACUGCGGCGUGUGCGCGACGUGCGUGGUGAGACUCCGCGACGCGUGCGCCUUCCGUCACCAGGUGCUGCAGUGUGAGGAGCUGUUCCUCAGCGCGAAGCUCGACGAUAAGGAUGCUGAUGAAACGAAAGCCGACAAGCCACCGAUAGAUAUAGAAUUGAAGUUGGAGCCGAAGGACGACUGCAGCGAGCACUCCGCCGCCGGAGACCUCGACCAUGAGGACGAUAUGUCCAUGGACUACACUGAAGAUGUGGGAGAAAUUAAACCGCCAAAAAAAGAAGAGACAGACAAAGACCUCGCUCUCCCUCUAGAAGUAGACGCCAAGCCUGAAGAGGAUGAGGAGAGCGAGUGGUCGGCGUCGUCCUCAGACUCGGACAAGCCAAUCAAGAGGAAGAAGAAGAACGGCCCCGUCAAGAAGAAGAAGGUGGCCGUUAAGAAGCAGAAAGCAGGUACAUCAAAAAAGCAAUCACCAAAAACAGUCAAAAAGCCUCCUGUCGAAAAAAAGAACAAUUACGACCGCGAUCUAGAUUGUAUGUCUGAGGAGAACUUACUUACUAUCAUACAAUAUUCAUACGUCUGUCCGUUCAAAAACAGACGCAACAACUACUACUGCUUCUACUGCAAAGACUACUACCCAAAGCCAGAAGAUUUAAGAGAGCACACCGUCUCACACGACACCAAGCCCUUUCAGCUACUCAUGGGCUACAAAAAAAUGAUCAAAAUUGAUAUCACGAGAAUAGAUUGCAGAUUAUGUCCAAUGAAAAUUGAUGAUUUGAAUGUUUUCAAACAGCAUAUAGAUCAAGUGCAUGGGAAAAAGAUAUAUUUUGAAGCGCCAGAUAAAAUGUUACUAUACAAACUGACUUGGAAUGAUCUAGUGUGUGUCAUGUGUAACGAUGUUUUCGAAGACUUCAACACGUUGAACACACACAUGGUCGAACACUUCAGUAAUUACACCUGCGAUAUAUGCGGCGUCUGUUUCCUAGAGAAGCCGAGGUUGGAUGCGCAUCUCAAAAGGCAUAAAGACGACGAACGGCAUACGUGCGAAGUAUGCGGCAAAGUUUUCAAAUCCAACCAUUAUAAAGACAUGCACGUUGAUAUAGUUCAUAAGAAGAAGGCUAUUAUACGCUGUCCGCGUUGCGACGAAUGUUUCAUGUCCUACGCUUUGAAAAACAAGCAUUUAACAGAAGCUCACGGUCAGAAACGGACGUAUCCCUGUAAUUUAUGCGACAAAGUCUAUAACAGGCAAAAAACUUUAACGGAACAUCAAAGGAGGAAUCACCAAAAAGUAUUGAAACACCAAUGCGAAUAUUGCGAUCAGAGGUUUUAUUUACCGUCGAGAUUAAAAGAGCAUAUGGCAACACACACUGGGGAAAGGAAUUUUAGGUGUGAAUAUUGUGAGAAGAGUUAUCCUAGGCUGAAAUCUUUGCAAUACCAUAUAAGGACUCAUACGAAUGAUCGUAGAUAUAGGUGCCAUAUUUGUGGGCAGGCUUUCAUACAGAAUCCAAGUUUAAAAUCUCAUAUUAAGAGUCAUCAUCCCGAGUGUGAUAUUGAAGGAUGUUAUUUCUAAUUAUGUAAGUAAUUAUUUAUUAUUUGACUAAAAAAAUAGAAAUUCUGUGUAAGUAGAUUUCUUAAAAAUAUCGGAUUAGUAUUUUUUCUUUUUUUACGUGAACAAGAAUGGUAUGGUACCUAAGUUAAAAUUUUCUAUGACGUCACUUAUCGGUACAUAUUUUACUGACACAUGGCGUUGUUGCCUCCCUCUUCCAUAGAUUUCACUAUAUUUGAUGCAUUUUAUUUCCGUAAUUUAUUAUAAUAAUAAAUACGUAUCCAAUAUUUGUUUGAAAUCUUCUA